GAAGACUUUUUUUUGGUUUCUUCAAGUAUCACAUCAUUAUCUUCAUACCUUAUAAAACCAGGUCUUCUCUUCUGACAUUUUCUCAUCAGAAAAUCGGAAUUUCGGAAAUCGGAAAUAUUAAAAAUAAAAAAAUAUAAGAUGGGAAGAGCUCCGUGCUGCGACAAAGCUAAUGUGAAGAAAGGGCCAUGGUGCCCGGAAGAAGAUGCAAAGCUCAAGGCGUACAUCGACAAGUACGGCACCGGUGGAAAUUGGAUUGCUCUUCCUCAGAAGAUCGGGCUUAAGAGAUGUGGGAAGAGUUGCAGGCUGAGAUGGCUGAAUUACUUGAGGCCUAAUAUCAAGCAUGGUGGAUUUACUGAGGAAGAGGAUAAUAUUAUAUGCAGCCUCUAUAUCAGUAUUGGAAGCAGGUGGUCUAUAAUUGCUGCACAACUGCCUGGAAGAACAGAUAACGACAUCAAGAACUACUGGAACACAAGGCUGAAGAAGAAGCUUCUAGGCCGACGUAAAAAUUCCAACUCCAAUAAUCGAUUUUCGAAUAAUAUCCCGGGCCACAAUCCAAGCAUCGAUAACGCAACCGAAGAAGAAAAAAGCUACAAUAACCUAAGCAGUUCAGCCCUAGAAAGGCUUCAGCUUCACAUGCACCUUCAAAACAACAAUAAUAAUAAUGACAAUAAUAACCCUCUCUCCUUUCACAAUAAUCCUGUGCUUUGGCCCAAACUGAACCCCCUACACCACAAAAUGAUCCAAACCCUCCAUUCUCUUAACCCUAAUCCGACGGACCAAAUUCACUCCACUACUAUUAGUAACCCUGAUCAAUUAUUACCAGCUCCUGUUUCUUCUGAUCUUGAUCAUCAAGAUUAUUACAGCCCUUUGAGCAAUUUGAUUGUCAGUAAUAAUACAGAUGAUGAUCAAAUCAACGGUCUUGAUUUAUCGGGUUUUACCGAAACCGAACUCGAAGAUUUACUACUCAACAACAAGUCUUCCGGUACUUCUCUCGCGGUGGAAAAUAAUAUUAAUGGUGGUUUGAAGGACAACCUAGGAUGGUGGUCUGACGAAUUCGAUGCCAGCUCAGCGUCGUUAAACUCGUGGGAUUCGGCGGUUACUAUGUUUCAUGAUCAGCCUCAGGAGAUUACUUAUGAUCAAGAUUAUGUGCUGGGAUAUAGUAUGCACUAAAAUUAUUUUGAGGAAACAAAACAGGUGAGGUUUUAAUUUAAUUAUUAUUAUAGGAGUUCAUUUGUUAUAUUAAACCUUUCAUAAAAGAGAAUAUUCUGAUUUAUGUCUUUUUUUGUAAAAUUUUAUGUGAAUAAAUGAUGUUAUGUACUUCUUUUUGUGAUCAUCUGCCACUAUGUAAUCAGACAAUAUGAAUUUAUUAUUAUUGUUGGUUGUUAUAAAUUCUGAAUUUCGGA
This is a messenger RNA of Erythranthe guttata (spotted monkey flower), 1403 nucleotides long. Its product is annotated as transcription factor MYB36. The record is from RefSeq and is a predicted model, not a curated record. Lineage: Eukaryota; Viridiplantae; Streptophyta; Magnoliopsida; Lamiales; Phrymaceae.